Molecule: messenger RNA, 2606 nt
Organism: Sesamum indicum (sesame)
Lineage: Eukaryota; Viridiplantae; Streptophyta; Magnoliopsida; Lamiales; Pedaliaceae
Product: heat shock protein 83
Biological process (GO): protein folding
Molecular function (GO): ATP binding; ATP hydrolysis activity; ATP-dependent protein folding chaperone
Source: RefSeq, a predicted model, not a curated record
GAAGGACUAACGAACAUUUCCAGAGAGGAGUAGAAGGCUCCAGAACCCCCCAAGUCCAAGACAUCGUUUCUGCUUUGCUUCUCCUCCGCUUCUAACGCUAACCAAUCGAACCUCCUAGAAUUUCUUCCCUGAUUAUAUAGAACCAUCCUGCAUUUUUCUCUCAUCACCAAAAGUUCCAAAAGCCCUCGAAAUAUCUGUUCUUGCUUUCGCUCUUCUCGUCUGCAAAUCAUUCAAAGAUCAUCGUCUUUGCUUGAUAGUCCUGUGUGGUAAUCAGAUGGCGGACGCAGAGACCUUUGCCUUCCAGGCUGAGAUCAACCAGCUUUUGAGCUUGAUCAUCAACACAUUCUACAGCAACAAGGAAAUUUUCCUCCGGGAAUUGAUCAGCAAUGCCUCCGAUGCCUUGGACAAGAUCCGGUUUGAGAGCUUGACUGAUAAGAGCAAGCUCGAUGCUCAACCGGAGCUGUUUAUCCGCCUCGUGCCGGAUAAGGUUAACAAGACGCUCUCCAUCAUAGAUAGUGGCAUCGGCAUGACUAAAGCAGAUUUGGUGAACAACUUGGGGACGAUUGCAAGAUCUGGUACAAAGGAAUUCAUGGAGGCGUUGCAAGCUGGUGCUGAUGUUAGCAUGAUUGGUCAGUUUGGUGUUGGUUUCUACUCUGCUUACCUUGUUGCGGAAAAGGUAAUUGUCACCACCAAGCACAAUGAUGAUGAACAGUACAUCUGGGAAUCACAAGCUGGCGGUUCAUUCACUGUUACGAGGGAUGUUAAUGGCGAGCAGCUAGGCAGAGGAACCAAGAUAACCCUCUUCCUGAAGGAGGAUCAGUUGGAGUACCUUGAGGAGAGGAGAAUCAAGGAUCUUGUGAAGAAGCAUUCUGAGUUCAUUAGCUACCCUAUUUACCUGUGGACGGAGAAGACCACUGAGAAAGAGAUUAGUGAUGAUGAAGACGACGAACCAAAGAAGGAAGAGGAGGGUGAUGUUGAGGAGGUUGACGAGGACAAGGAGAAAGAAAAGGGAAAGAAAAAGAAGAUUAAGGAGGUUUCUCAUGAAUGGCAGCUCAUCAAUAAGCAGAAACCAAUUUGGCUCCGCAAGCCAGAGGAAAUUACAAAGGAGGAAUAUGCUUCUUUCUACAAGAGCUUGACUAACGACUGGGAGGAUCACCUUGCUGUCAAGCACUUCUCUGUCGAAGGCCAGCUUGAGUUCAAGGCUAUCCUCUUUGUUCCAAAGAGGGCUCCCUUUGAUCUCUUUGACACGCGAAAGAAGAUGAAUAACAUCAAACUCUAUGUUAGGAGGGUUUUCAUCAUGGACAAUUGUGAGGAGCUCAUCCCUGAGUACCUUGGAUUUGUCAAAGGUGUUGUUGAUUCUGAUGACUUGCCCCUCAACAUCUCCCGUGAGAUGCUGCAGCAGAACAAGAUUCUGAAGGUCAUCAGAAAGAAUCUUGUGAAGAAGUGCAUUGAGAUGUUCAAUGAAAUUGCAGAGAACAAGGAGGAUUAUAACAAGUUCUAUGAGGCCUUCUCAAAGAACUUGAAGCUGGGCAUCCACGAGGACAGCCAGAACAGGGCUAAAUUGGCUGAUUUGCUCCGAUACCAUUCAACCAAGAGUGGUGAUGAACUGACUAGCCUGAAAGACUAUGUCACAAGAAUGAAAGAAGGCCAGAAGGAUAUUUACUACAUAACUGGAGAGAGCAAGAAGGCUGUUGAGAACUCACCGUUCUUGGAGCGUCUCAAAAAGAAAGGCUAUGAGGUUCUUUACAUGGUUGAUGCCAUCGAUGAAUAUGCAGUUGGGCAGCUGAAAGAAUACGAUGGCAAGAAGUUAGUUUCUGCCACCAAGGAGGGAUUGAAGCUGGAUGAUGAAACCGAGGAAGAGAAGAAGAAAAAGGAGGAGAAAAAGAAGUCAUUUGAGAGCCUCUGUAAGGUGAUCAAGGACAUUCUAGGUGACAAAGUUGAGAAAGUUGUCAUUUCCGACAGAAUUGUCGACUCUCCAUGCUGUCUCGUGACUGGGGAAUAUGGUUGGACUGCCAACAUGGAGAGGAUUAUGAAGGCUCAAGCUUUGAGGGACAGCAGCAUGAGUUCCUACAUGUCAAGCAAGAAGACCAUGGAAAUCAACCCAGACAAUGGAAUCAUGGAAGAGUUGAGAAAGAGGGCUGAAGCUGACAAGAACGACAAAUCAGUCAAGGAUCUUGUGCUUCUACUCUUUGAGACAGCUCUAUUGACUUCUGGUUUCAGCUUGGAUGAUCCAAACACCUUUGCAUCAAGAAUUCAUCGGAUGUUGAAACUUGGUCUGAGCAUUGAUGAGGACGAAGCUGCUGAGGAUGCAGACAUGCCAGCCUUGGAGGAAGAGGGCAAUGAGGAGAGCAAAAUGGAAGAGGUCGAUUAGACACCUGUGAAUGGAACUUAAUACACAAUUUUCUUAAUGGUGUGAGCUUCUGAGAGACUGAGAAAGUGCAGCUACGCAUCUGUGUAAUCCCGAGUGUCCAUUUGCAGUUUCCAUUCUUUUCUUUUCUGGUGGUGUGUUAUGGUUCUGUGAUUGUGUUAGGUGGUUGCCGCUUAAUGUGUCUCAGAUGAAAUUUGAAAUAUGGUGUUCUAGUUUCUCUAAUCAUGCCUUCCUACUA